AUGGAGUCGAAAAGAACUGUCAUUCUUCCCGACAUGUUCAAAGCAUUCGUGGUUGAGACUCCGCCCAUGAAUCCCAACUAUGAAACAGUCAAGCCUAUAUCCGAGAGGUGGCUUGCAGAGAAAUGCUCCUUCUCACCUCGAAUGAAGAAAAGAGUUGAGUUCUGCGACUUUGCCGUCUUUAUCUCCAUCGCUGCUCCUGAUGCUCCAUUCGACAAGCUCAAGACGAUGUGCGAUUGGGGGAACUGGGUUUUCCCUUUCGAUGAUAAAUAUGCUCAUGAUAUCAAUUUGACAGAUGAAGUAUUCCAGAACCCCAUUAUCCAGAGACUAGAGCUUCUGGGUGCGGACUUUGUCUUGCUGUCCAAUGACAUUUUAUCUUACCGAAAGGAAGAGAAUGACGACUGCCCGUUUAGCAUGGUCGCAGCUUGUCGAAUGAGUGGCCAAUCUCCACAAGAGGCAUUCGAUACAGUCGGGAACCUUCUUGAGGCAAGAUACCAAGAUUGGCAGAAUGCAAUUAAGCAACUGCCAAGUUGGGGACCUGAGAUCGACGCGAAUGUCGCUCGUUAUAUCCAAGGCAUUCAAAAUGUAGUGCAAGCCAACAUCACGUGGAGGUACCAGAUUCUUCUGAAAUGUGAAACCGAUUAA
Messenger RNA from Fusarium tjaetaba, 642 nucleotides. RefSeq names its product presilphiperfolan-8-beta-ol synthase. NCBI's taxonomy places the organism in Eukaryota, Fungi, Ascomycota, Sordariomycetes, Hypocreales, Nectriaceae. The record is from RefSeq and is a predicted model, not a curated record. The coding region runs from base 1 to 642 and encodes 213 amino acids. The transcript has 6 exons.